Messenger RNA from Ochlerotatus camptorhynchus, 2368 nucleotides. It is a transcript of the gene mkg-p, whose product is annotated as monkey king protein. The transcript has 3 exons. The record is from RefSeq and is a predicted model, not a curated record. Gene Ontology annotation, molecular function: poly(A) RNA polymerase activity. Bases 209 to 2176 code for a protein of 655 amino acids. NCBI's taxonomy places the organism in Eukaryota, Metazoa, Arthropoda, Insecta, Diptera, Culicidae.
UGCAGCGUCAAAACGGGACGGACAAAGCGAAAAGUUUACGACGAGUGGUGUUUCGUGUUCUCCAUUUGCCUUUCAUUUUGAUAAAAGCGCACUUUUCUCGGUAGCGUUUGAUUCGUUGUUUUCCAAUCAAUAAUUGGAAAGCAUCGCACUACUUGUGAAUAGUUGAAUUGUUCUGGUGGAAUACGAGUGUUGGAAAGUUAGCAGUACAAUGGCCGAUGAUCAGGAACAACCGGGACCUUCAAACCAGCAGGAAAAACAACAACAACCCGAUGGUCAGGCUGAAGGGCAAGAGCCAAAGCCCCAGGGAAGAAAGAGAAAGCUUUCGAUGAAGCGACAAAAUGCAAAUAAGCGCAAUGGACCCACCGAGGAGGAAAUAGAUGCUGAGAAGAUCAAGUUCCUGCUUGAUCCGGUCCUGAACGCGCUGCGCGGUCUUCAGACGGGUAACGAAGCUGAAACGAUGAAGACGCUUAUUUCCACUCUCCAACCGACCCAGACGGAGAUUGAAAUGGCCUUGAAUAAGGUCAAGAUGGAUCUGGAUCGCGUACUUGGGUUUCCAAACAAUAACUACCAGAUCUAUGAUUUUGGAUCCAUCAAGUCUGGAUUGGCGUUCCGUGAUUCGGAUUUGGAUUUCUAUAUUCACUAUGCGAAGAAUAGUGAGAACAAACAGGAGCAGACCAAGCUCAUUCAUGUCAUCCACGGUCGUAUGAUGCGGGAUAGGACUUUCCACGGGCUGGUGAAGAUUCUGGGCGCAAAGGUACCUCUGCUGAGGGCUAUCCAUGGUCCAACCAACCUGACGUGCGAUAUUAACUUCUCCAAUGCCCGGGGAUGCUACAAUAGCAAGUUCAUUUAUGCGGUUACAAGAUUCGACCCCCGAAUCCACAAGCUGGCUAUCAUCAUCAAGUUCUGGGCAAAAUGUGCUCAUCUAUUGACAAACCAUCGCCAGAUGAACACCUACUGCAUCAUAAUGAUGUUGAUUUUCUACUUGCAAACCAAGAAGCUUCCGUUGCUGCCGGCCGUUCAGGAUCUCCAGAAAGGAAUCCCUCGCGUAAACUUUGGUCCGUGGAAUCUAGGCUACCCACGGGACAUCAACUUUAUGUCGCUGAACAAGGAAUCCAUUCGCUCGUUGUUAACGAACUUCUUCAAGUAUUACGCCAACUUUGAAUUUGAGAAGAAUCUCAUCUCACCCUACGUUGGCCGUUUGUGCAAUUUAGAAGAGAUGAAGAUGUGCAAGGUACGGGAGCUGCAGCCGUACUACCGCGCGGUCGAGCACCAGAACUAUCCUGAAUUCAAUAUUGGCGCGAUGAUGUGCAUCCAGGAUGCGUUCGAGUUGAAUCUGAACAUCGGAGGAGUCUGCAACUCGGCGGCCCACUUUGAACAGUUUAAGCUGAGUUUCAAGGCGGCUUAUGAGGUUUGCUGUGCUACCAAUGCGGAACCGUUCUCCAAGGUGCUGGAGAGUUUGUUUACCAAAACCAAAAAGUACCAGAAGUUGUCUAAGACUCCACCUCAAGCUGCUGUUUCCAAGAACGGAACCGUCCCGAAAACGGUCGAUGUUGCCGCCCAUUGGAGAAUCUGCCGGUUGCUACCGGUCGAGUACGAGUUAUUCAUUGUACGACAGAUUCUUCUGGCCAGGAAAACCGACAAAGAUGCCAUCAUUACCGAGCGUCAGAUCAAGGACAUGUGGGCUGACUGUAUGUUGGAUUUUAUCGAGGACAUUCUACAGAAGAUAUACCUCUGCAAGGUGACUCCGUUGAAGGAUGCCGAACGCGCAACAAGCGUUCCGAACAACAUCAAAAAGGAAGACGUACGAGCGUUUGAGCUGACCUGCGAGCGUCAAGUCAUCUUCAAGCGUGCGCGGUUGCAGAUUUCCAACGAAGAAGAGCUCAACAACGAGAUCGCCAUCAGCAAGUCCCGUUGGGAGCUAAACAAACCGCUCGUGUUCUCCACCCGGGUGGACAUGUUCAAGGCGAAUGAUGCCAUCGAGUUCCACAUUCCGGAGGAGCAGCGCAAGAAUGGAUCGAUUCGGGUAUUCGUGGAGGCUUGCUUCCUGACGCAGAUCCGCAAGUGCAUCAAGGGAUACUUCAAGGUGAUGCUGGCCAAGGCGGAGGACAAGGCUAAGGUAGCAGCUACAGAACCAGCAGCCAUGGAAACAGAUGAUAAAGCACAAACGGCCCAGUAGAGGAUGCAGUAGGUCAGCUUCAGGAUGUAUGAAUGGGGUUAAACAGAUUUAAUUCUUAAAACCAGGACUUUUUUUUUAUUUUUAUUAUCGUUACUAUGACGAUUGUGUUCGUUCAGGUUUAAAUAUUUCUUAAUUUAAACAAUAUCUUUCCUCAUCCGAUCACACUUUUUUUUUAAUUUCUUUCAUGAAUUA